Striga asiatica is the source of this 438-nucleotide messenger RNA. NCBI's taxonomy places the organism in Eukaryota, Viridiplantae, Streptophyta, Magnoliopsida, Lamiales, Orobanchaceae. The record is from the annotation of a GenBank genome assembly.
AUGGAGGAACAAGAUGGCGUUCUAAAUAUCACAUCAGCGAAAUGGUCUGAAAAAAAAUAUCGAAAUGGAUUCAAUAACAAUAUCAACGGCAUUAUCCUAGAUAUCAAACGACCAAUAAGGCAUAAGCUCUGGCCGGCCAAUGAGGCCCUCCAUGACCAGCUCUGGCGUGGGUCCGACAAAGAAAUACAGGUCAAGCAUUCCUCCGAUCCCCUUUCCAAGCUCGUCAACAACCAACCCGAAAGCAUUCCUCUGGCCAAUGCCAAACGGGAUGAACUCAAAAUGUUUACCUCUGAAAUCAACUUUCGGGUGAAAGAACCUCUCGGGAACAAAAUUUUCAGGAUCGUCCCUACCAGUGGCCCACGCGUUGAUCACGACCGUUCUGCCGACAGAUAUAUCGUAGCCCAUGACUUUGGUGUCGUGAGUGGAUUCAGGAGAUGA